UCAAUAGAGAAGACACAGAAAGAAUCAGAAUCAGGAAAGUUUGGAUUUUGAUUUUCCAACCAAAAAAAAAACAGGCUUCCAAUACCUCCAAAGCGUUUGCAAUUCGUCGUUCUCUUCAAAAGUUUUCAAUCGAAACACUGAUUUUGAAUUCUUGGUUAGAGUUAGUUCUUAGAAAGAAUUGCAGGCAAUGGAUCUCCCUCGAGACGUGGACGACUACUUCAAACAAACCCUCGACGAUACAUUAGGGAUUCCCGUAUCGUCGCGAACCCUAGAAUCCAAGCUUCAAGCUUCCCAAGAGUCGCAAUGGCGCCUCCGCGAACACCUCCUUUCCCUUUUCCCCCAAUUGAAGCGGAAAGACCAACUCAUCGACCGCUUCAAGUAUGAAGCGGGAAUGAACGCGCGAGCUCUGAAGAAGUUCGUUGAGGAGAAUCAGAGACUGGCGACGGAUUGUGAGAAAUUGUUGGCUCGCUGCCAUCAGUUGGAGAAUGAUCGCGCCCUGUAUGAUAAAGACAGAGAAGCGUUGAUGGAGUUUGGGAACGACGCUGACGAACGGGCACGGGAGGCUCAAACCCGAGUUCUUGAUUUGGAAAGGGAUUUGCUCUUUAUGGGGAAUGAAUUGAACAAAUAUAAGAAUCAGCAUCAAUUGGUGAAUUCUUCUGUGUGCACACCUGGGGAAAAUAUUUUACUUGAUUCUGUUUUAGCAACACUUACUAGUAAAGAUGAUGAUUCUACAUAUGCAUUUUUGCAAGUAAACAGUGAGAAUGAGGCCUGUAAACAGUUUCUGAGUAUGUGGAACUGCAUAAACCCAUCAACUCGGAGUGUUUUGUCACUUGUUGCCAAAAUCAAGUCACUUGAGAAGGAUAAGGAGCAUCUAAGAACUAACCUUCACAAAGCCGAGGAGGAGUCAAACAAGAGAAAGUCUAGUCCCAGAACAAGUAGCCCAAAGCAGAGGAAGAUUGAUUUUGACGAUCACGAGGUAGCAAGACAACCAUGAUCACCCUUAAGACAUAACUCCCCAGACUGUAGAAUGCAUAAGAAGUAACGUGACAAACUAACAGUGUGUAGAUGAGUUUAGACGUUUGAAGCUGUCAAACAUCCCUUCAGCUCAAUGAUACUCAUGGUUUGGGUUCAUCGUACGCUAAAACAAACUCACAUUAAGGGACGAUGAGUUUAGAUCAUACAGAAAGUUGUUUCCGAUUUAUAGAUGAAUUUACUAACCACAAUAUUCGUAUUUGUUGCUCCUAAAAA
Molecule: messenger RNA, 1248 nt
Organism: Glycine soja
Lineage: Eukaryota; Viridiplantae; Streptophyta; Magnoliopsida; Fabales; Fabaceae
Exons: 5
Coding region: 188-994 (268 amino acids)
Source: RefSeq, a predicted model, not a curated record